Molecule: messenger RNA, 2357 nt
Organism: Podarcis raffonei (Aeolian wall lizard)
Lineage: Eukaryota; Metazoa; Chordata; Lepidosauria; Squamata; Lacertidae
Gene: DMBX1
Product: diencephalon/mesencephalon homeobox 1
Exons: 5
Coding region: 341-1429 (362 amino acids)
Biological process (GO): regulation of transcription by RNA polymerase II
Molecular function (GO): DNA-binding transcription factor activity, RNA polymerase II-specific; RNA polymerase II transcription regulatory region sequence-specific DNA binding
Source: RefSeq, a predicted model, not a curated record
GCGGCGGAGGGGAGAGAUCGGCAAGCCUCCCUCUUGAUUGACAGGGUGAAGGACCAUUGAAAAUCUUGCAGGGGAACUCCCAGGUCUGUGUGAAGCUCCUUUUAAAAAUCCUUCCUGAUUCCUCCUCCCCCAGUAGAUGGCAGCUUUGCAGGACCCAGAGACAAUUGGGAAACCCGGAGCAGGAGGAGGCUGGAGUAAGGCGAGCGCUCCCCUUCCGCUCCCGAGUCCCUUUCUGGGCACCCCACGCUCCCGAGUGAGACCCUGACGGAGGCUCCCCCCGGGCCGACUGCAGCCGAGCCUAAGAGAGGCGAAACUUCGGCUCCCAAGGUCUUAUGUCACCAUGCAGCACUAUGGAGUGAAUGGCUAUUCUCUUCAUGCCAUGAAUUCUCUGAGUGCCAUGUAUAAUCUUCACCAACAGGCAGCACAGCAAGCUCAGCAUGCCCCAGACUACAGGCCGUCUGUGCAUGCCCUGACGCUGGCAGAGAGACUGGCUGACAUCAUUUUGGAGGCCCGUUAUGGCUCCCAGCACCGCAAACAGAGGAGAAGCCGCACAGCUUUCACAGCCCAGCAGCUAGAAGCCCUGGAGAAAACUUUCCAGAAGACUCACUAUCCAGAUGUGGUGAUGAGGGAGAGGUUGGCCAUGUGUACCAAUUUGCCAGAAGCCAGAGUUCAGGUUUGGUUUAAAAACAGGCGAGCCAAGUUCCGAAAGAAGCAGCGCAGUCUGCAAAAGGAGCAGCUGCAGAAGCAGAAGGACUCUGAAGCCAACCACAGUGAGGGCAAAGCAGACACUCCCGUCCUAGAAACACAGACUCCGACUCCUGAUGCAGACAAAUCCAUGAGCCUGCCCAGUGAAGUCAACACAGAGCUCAACCUGACUCUCUCGGAGCAGUCGGCCAGCGAGUCGGCAGCUGAGGACCAGACAGACAGAGAGGAAGAAUUCAAGAUCUCGCUGGAGGAGAACAAAGCAGAAAAGAGCCCCGGAGCCGAAAACAAGGCACUGAGCAGCAAGAGAGCAAGCCCAAAAGCAGAUUCCCCCAUCAAUGCCACGGCCACGCCAUCUUCCAGUAGCAGCAUGUCUCAGACACACUCCUAUUCCUCCUCGCCCCUCAGCCUCUUCCGCCUGCAAGAGCAGUUCCGCCAGCACAUGGCAGCCACAAACAACUUGGUCCAUUACUCCUCCUUCGAAAUGGGGAGCCCUUCCACCAUGCCUUAUUUGGGCAUGAAUGUCAACAUGGCACCCCUAAGCUCCCUGCACUGCCAGUCUUAUUACCAGUCGCUCUCCCACGCCCAGCAGGUGUGGUCCUCUCCUAUCCUGCAGGCUUCGUCCUCUCUUCCAAGCCUGAACAGUAAAACGACGAGUAUUGAGAACCUUCGGCUGCGAGCAAAGCAACACGCUGCCUCUCUGGGCCUGGAUACUUUACCAAACUGAGAGCCAGGCAGGGGGGUGGGAAAUGGCAAGAACCCAACCAACAGAUGACCCUAAGGAAGCGCGCCAUGCCUUUGCCACUGAAUGGGUUUGUCUUUAACACACGGCACAGCUCUUGGCUCUGUCCCACGUCAUGUUGUUCCCACCAGUCCUGGGGGAAAUGUUGACCCAAGUCUCCUAUAGCUCUGGUUUCCACGUCAGACGUUGCUACUGCCUAUUUCCAUGGCCCAUUUUAAAAAUAAUUAUGACAACCCAGAGGAAGGAAAGAUGUCUUAAAAAUGUGAACUUGUCUUCAGAACUGUGAGUCAAACUAUGUAAUAUUCAGAGAGAUGCUUUAGAUGGCGCUACGAUAAAUGUGAUUACUUUGUUUCUUUGCGGGACUGGGGAGCUUCAUACUGUACAUAGUCUAUAUGAUGUUGAAAAUGUUCCUUCACUUGUGUGUUAACGUCAGUGUUGCCUUAUGCAGAAUUGUGAAGCACCUCCCUUCCCUUUUCUUUUACAUUUAUACUUAGAUAGUAGAUAGAAUCAACUCUAUAAUAAUAAUUAUAAUAAUAAUAAUAAUACAAAAAGCCAGCUGACCCAGGUGUGGUUUAACUGAAAGCUGUUCUGAGCCCCCAAUGCCAUGUUCUCCUCUAGUUCUUUGAAAUUGCCCCAUUUUAUUAAUAUCAGGUGAUGGUUGCAACUUUGUCCUGGUUAAAUCACUUCCAGUAGGACAGUAUCCAAUUUCUAGAUGAGUUCUUCAAAUGAAAUGAGAGGCAUGAACACACUAGAAUUUUUUGGAUGAAGAGACUUUUUUCGGCCUGCUGAACUGUACACACUGACUGUGCCAUUACAAGAUUUUAUUGUGCCUGCGUGUAAACUUUGAUACUAAUUUGGACAAUGGAGAGUAAUUAAAAUGUGUGAAUGUGCCAUCUUCCACUGUUUUUCUUUA